Molecule: messenger RNA, 2631 nt
Organism: Patiria miniata (bat star)
Lineage: Eukaryota; Metazoa; Echinodermata; Asteroidea; Valvatida; Asterinidae
Product: fibroblast growth factor receptor 3-like
Exons: 17
Coding region: 1-2631 (876 amino acids)
Biological process (GO): cell surface receptor protein tyrosine kinase signaling pathway; positive regulation of kinase activity; protein phosphorylation
Cellular component (GO): signaling receptor complex
Molecular function (GO): ATP binding; transmembrane receptor protein tyrosine kinase activity
Source: RefSeq, a predicted model, not a curated record
AUGGUAUGCACCUUUAAGUUUGCUCCGGAGGUAGCAUUCCUGAAAUACAUGGACGGACUCAUCACUUGUGAAGCCGAUGGCAAUCCACUCAGACACAUUGAGUAUAACAUCAUUCUAAAUGGCACCAAGCCUAGCGCGCCUACUGGUAAAACCAUGCCAUUUAAUGUCGAGGAAAAUUACUGCACAGAGGUCAGCUGUAAUGUGACCAAUGUGAUUGGAACUGCGUCACGGCAACUUGAAGAACCGCUUUGCCCAGCUUCUGCCACCUCUCUCACCAUAGCUGUUGAUGGUGAAGACCAAUCCUCUGGUAAAAUAGUGACCGUGACAGAGGAUACUGACGUCACACUUUCCUGCACAGCACUGGGAGCAAUACCACAGGUGUCCAUAGACUGGUUUAAAGGCGGAAAUCCUCUUACACCUGACACCGAAACAAUUCCACCUGGUGUUUCUCCGCUGGUAACAUCCCUGACAUACAGGGACGGAAUCAUCACUUGUGACGCAGAAGGCAAUCCACUCAGACACAUUGAAUAUUACAUCAUUCUAAAUGGCACCAAGCCUAACGUGCCUACUGGUAAAACCCUGGGAUUUAAUGUCGAUGACAAUUACUGCACGGAUGUCAGCUGUAAUGUCACAAAUGCGAUUGGAACUGGGUCACGGAAACUUGAAGAACCGCUUUGCCCAGUUGUUCCGGAGGUAACAUCCCUGACAUACAGGGACGGAAUCAUCACUUGUGACGCAGAUGCCAAUCCACUCAGACACAUCGAAUAUUACAUCAUUCUAAAUGGCACCAAGCCUAGCGCGCCUACGGGUAAAACCAUGCCAUUUAAUGUCGAGGACAAUUACUGCACAGAGGUCAGCUGUAAUGUCACAAAUGCGAUUGGGACUGGGUCACGGCAACUUGAAAACCCGCUUUGCCCAGCUGCUGCCACCAGUCUCACCAUAGCCGUUGAUGGUGGAGACCAAUCCUCUGGUGCAAAAGUGACUGUGACAGAGGAUACUAACGUCACACUUACCUGCACAGCACUGGGUGCAAUACCACGGGUGUCCAUAGACUGGUUCAACGGCGGAAAUCCUCUUACAUCUGACACUGAAACGAUCCCACCUGGUGUUGUUCCGGUGGUAAUAUCCCUGACAUACAUGGACGGAAUCAUCAAUUGUGACGCAGAUGCCAAUCCACUCAGACACAUUGAGUAUUACAUCAUUCUAAAUGGCACCAAGCCUAACGCGCCUACUGGUAAAACCCUGGCAUUUAAUGUCGAUGACAAUUAUUGCACAGAGGUCAGCUGUAAUGUCACAAAUGCGAUUGGAACUGGGUCACGGAAACUUGAAGAACCGCUUUGCCCAGGUUCUUCACUUGUAGGCAUCAUUGUUGGAUCUGUAGUGGCAGCCAUCGUCAUUGUGGCCGUCGUUGGUGGUCUUGCUUUUGUCGUGUGGAGGCGUCGCCAUAAACAACAACAGACAGAAACAUGCGUAAACGAUGGCCUAAAUGACAUUGUAUCACAAGGAGCAGACAGUGAGCUCCCACCACUGCCUGUCACUGAUCAGUCGUCUCCUGGACUAGAUCCCCAUCAUCCGAAUGAUAUUCCUCUGGAACCAAUUGCCUCAGCGGUGGUAUGCGAAAGUAUUUCCAAUGAAGAUGGCGUUGAGGCAUCAAACGACGUGGCGUACGGCAACGUAGGACCGGAACUCUCUUUCUCGCGAGAUCUCGUGGUGAUCGAGAAUGAGCUGGGUCGAGGGGAGUUCGGCAGAGUGCUAUUGGGAAAGGCACUUGGAAUCGAGGAAGCCGGAAAAGAAACAAAGGUUGCCGUCAAGACUGUGAAAGAGGGCGCCGACAGACACGCCAAGAAUGAGCUUGUGGCCGAGUUGCAGGUGAUGAAAACAGUCGGCUCUCAUCCAAACGUGGUCAAGCUGCUGGGAUAUUGUGCAGAAAAAGAUCCGGUGUACGUUAUCGUUGAGUACCUUGCUAAGGGUGACCUGAAGGAAGUUCUGAUGGAGUUUCGAGAGAAAGACCCAGGGGCAAGCUACUCCAACCUACCCGGCGUGAGCAAAUCACUGGCUAGGACAUUGGUCAAGUUUGCCAGGGAUGUGGCAAAUGGAAUGGCUUACAUAUCCUCUCAAAAGUAUGUGCAUCGUGACCUUGCCGCUCGUAACGUGUUGGUGGGGGAUGACCUGGUGUGUAAAGUGUCUGACUUUGGACUGGCCCGUGACGUCAUGAACACCCGUAUCUACCAACGAGAAUCACAGGGUCCUCUUCCCAUGCGCUGGAUGGCGUUGGAAUCCAUUCGUGAUGACGUGUACACAACAAAGAGUGACGUAUGGUCUUUCGGGAUUCUGCUGUGGGAGAUUGUGACACUUGGUGCGCGGCCGUAUCCGCUGUUGAGAGCAACGACAAUGAUAAGCAAAUUACAGCAGGGCUAUCGUAUGCCGAAGCCUCGACAAUGCAAGAAAACGCUGUACAAAAUGAUGUGCAGCUGUUGGCAGGAGAGUCCCAAGGAUCGACCCAGCUUUCAGAGUCUGUAUCGGCAGUUAAACGACAUGGUGUCUGAAGAUCAGGAUUACAUCACUAUGGGCAACCUGGAUAAAAGGAUCUACGAAGUACAAAUCGUGGAAGACACGAAAGAGAAACUGUGA